Messenger RNA from Eremomyces bilateralis CBS 781.70, 534 nucleotides. RefSeq lists its product as uncharacterized. Gene Ontology annotation, molecular function: large ribosomal subunit rRNA binding; structural constituent of ribosome. Bases 1 to 534 code for a protein of 177 amino acids. Lineage: Eukaryota; Fungi; Ascomycota; Dothideomycetes; Eremomycetales; Eremomycetaceae. The transcript is spliced from 2 exons. The record is from RefSeq and is a predicted model, not a curated record. Gene Ontology annotation, cellular component: mitochondrial large ribosomal subunit; ribosome. Gene Ontology annotation, biological process: translation.
AUGGCUCGAGCCGCGCUCCAGAAAGAUGUGAUCGUCAAACUCAUCGUCGGCGCCGGGCAAGCGUCCCCUUCUCCCCCCGUCGGCCCAGCACUAGGUAGCAAAGGUGUGAAGAGCAUGGAUUUCUGCAAAGAAUUCAACGCCCGCACCUCGAUGUUCAUCACCGGCACCCCCAUCCCCGCCCGCGUCAUCGUCCGCCCGGACCGGUCCUUCACCUUCGACGUCCGCACGCCACCCACCUCGACCAUGCUGUUCGCCGCCGCGGGCGUGAAGCCCGAUCGAGGGAAGGUCCGGGGAGCGGGCAACGUGCCGGGGCCGAAAGAGAAUCAGGAAGGGAAGAAGGGGAGUCGGAAAUUCAACUUGGCGGCGCCGGGGAUGUCGGAUACGGGGACGGUGGGCACGGUCAGCCUGAAGCAUGUGUAUGAGAUCGCGAAGGUGAAGCAGGGGGAGCAGAGGUUGAAGGGGAUGAGUUUGGAGGGGUUGUGUAAGAGUGUGGUGGCGCAGGCGGCGAGCUGUGGGGUGGUGGUGGUGCCGUGA